Molecule: messenger RNA, 2541 nt
Organism: Solea senegalensis (Senegalese sole)
Lineage: Eukaryota; Metazoa; Chordata; Actinopteri; Pleuronectiformes; Soleidae
Product: protein FAM163A-like
Exons: 5
Coding region: 628-1098 (156 amino acids)
Source: RefSeq, a predicted model, not a curated record
GGUGCCGCUUCGUGGACGCAGCCAAGCCGAGCAUGACACUCACCAGCCGGACUGCUGCCUCGUCUCAUCCGUAUCCAGCGCUUCGCACAUGCGGAACAUGCCGUGAGAUUUCCCACAGGCCCUCGAAGGCACCUGGUUGUGUGUAACCGGGAGGAGGAGGAGGAAGAAGAAGAGGAGGAAGAAGAGUCGUGGCGGCGAACAGACGGCAGAUAAUGACGCGAUGGCUCCCGGUGUUGUAGAGCGAGCAAAUCGGAGCUUCUGGCGCCUUUAACGAGAGGGAAACACCGGACUUUAUUGUGUGUUCGACACAGAAACUACCGCAGCCGUAAGAAGAAAAAAAAAAGGAAACCGCUUUCUGAGAUUUCCCUGAACCGCAAAGCAGCUGCAGUGCUGACCACAUCAUCAUCAUCACCACCGCCACCAGCCUGAGGCUUUCCCAGGAGGCUUUGCAGCACGGCGAAGGAUGCCACACCCCCCCAGAUGGUGACUUGUACAGGUAAGGAGUCCCAGUGAGAGGAGGAUCUGAACGUGAAACUCCACGGGCGCGUCAUGGUUUCCCACCUCCUCACACUGCUCCACCUCUGUGUCUCCCAUUGUCCUCUAAUGGUUUGAUGGAGAGCCGGUCGAAUGUCCGCGGGAACGAUCGUCAUAAGCGGAGGAAUUCUCGCCGGCGUGAUACUGCUGUGCAUCGUAGCAGUGCUCUGUUACUGUCGACUCCAGUAUUACUGCUGUAAGAAAAAUGACUCUGAGGUGGACGUGGGCUCCGUGGUCGGCGCGGACCCCCUCUCGCACUUCCCCUGCAGCACCUGCAACGCUCUAGCAAUGGACGGCGCGGCGAUCACCCCCGUCUCCCUGGACCAGUUGGACGCGGGCUCCCACCACAACCACUGUCCCACAUGUUCGCCGUACCCCGUCCGCUCCGCGCCCGCGGACGACGUGCGCAACGGGGGCGAGCGGCUGGGCUUCCACACCUACUACGAGAACCCGUCCUUCUCCCUCCCGCCGUCCUCCAACCCUCAGCGCUCGUCCCCUGUGAGUUACUACGGUCCCACGGACAUGUUCCCUCCCCCGCCACGGCCCUACAGCACCCAGGUCUGACGCAGACACAGACUUUACUUAACACACACCUGGCGUUCCCGCGACAACGCCCUUUGGUUGGGACUAGAUUCAGGUGAUGAUUAUGACAUAGCACAAUAACACGCCCACGUUUACUGCACAAUGCUCACUUCAGAUUCAUUAUCAUCCGGGGGAAGGGACUGAGUAGAGACUCUGUGUGGGCAACAAAUCCUCUGAUCCUGCAGACAGCCGCUUGUAACAGCGUUGCAUGAGUGGGUAUGUGUUGCGUAACUCGAGUGCGGCCUCAGGUUGAUCCACGCUGGGCCACAAAACGAAAUGGCACCGGGGCUACGUUCACAUUAGCAGGCUGAAGUGAUGUGUGUGGACACAGGUAUCAGAUCUUAGAUCCGAUUUAUAUCUGAUGCACGGAAUCUGAUCCGUGUUGAGUUGCAAGUGGAACAAAAUAAUGAGGUUGUUCUUUUUUUUUUUAAACAAAAUAGUAUCACGAGUUAAAGCCAAAAUAUCAUUUUAGUCUCGAAGAGUGAAGAGAACAGAUCUGUACACUUAUCACACAGUAAUCAUUUUAAAUCUGUUUUUUUGAAUAAAAAUGAGGAGAAUAAAGAUGUAAAAAUUACCAUUCCCUCUGAUAUCGUGAAAUCAAAUAGUUAAUAGUGUGAACGUAGCCUGUUUUGCAAAAUAAUAUACGUAUGCUAACCUCUUCAUCCCGGUGUAACAGACCAAAUUAACCCCUGCCCAGAAUCAACCCAGCUAUAGGGUAUACUCUGGCUCAGACCAGAGUAUACCCGGGGAAUAAACUGUCCUGGACCAAGUAUAUAAAGUAUAUAAACAGUAUAUAAACUGUCCUGGACCAAACUAUAACUAUCUUGUUUAGGUGCCAGUGAUUUAAACAAUUUCAAAUUCCCCCUGUUGACAAUAACCACAUGAUUUAUCAUCUUUUCCUAUUAAAGUUUAGUUUUUGUCAAAUCACUUGGACGAGUUCUGAGACGGCUGUUUGAGUCAUGAAGGAAGUAGAAUAAAAAACACAAAGUAUUGCCUCACAUUUUCUCAAUCAUUUUCAAAAUAACUUCCCCAGAAACUUCCUGAAUGUUUCAUUUUCUUUUUAGCGCAAAGGAAAGAAAUGAAAGUACAGGAUGUUGAUAUUCUAUAGGUUCACAUGGGAGCUGUUUGGAAAUGAUGCCACUGUGAAGGAAACCAAACCAUGUGCAUUUGCUCCAUUAAAUACGAAAUAUAAAUAAAAAAGCCUUAAUAUCAAAUCAUCCAAUACAAAACUGACAAUUAUUGAUUAAUAACGAGUGAUUUUAGUCUGGGAAAACCUUUAGUCAUGGGAUUAGAAAACUAAGAUAAGCCACGGGAAUUCCGUUCUCUGACUGUGUGGAAAUAUCAGUUUUUGUUGUGUGUAUGUUUUUUGUUUUUGUUUUGUUUAUUUUUCUUGUCAAAAGUCAGUUCAGGUCAAAUUUUUGUCAA